AUGGUUAAAAGGAGAAGUGCCACCGGGAAGAAGAACUACGUUGGCGGCGGAGGAGGCGGGAGCAACAACUGUCGACACUCGGAUUUCGAUUUCGCUGAUGAAGACCAGCGCGUGGAGGCUGAAUCCCAAAGAUUCCUCGCCAAAUUCCGGGUUCGAAGCCCUUGCAAAAAAACUGCACACAAUCGACGACCUCUUGACAAAUACUACUUACUCGAGUUCUUUGCACAAGAAGCCACUCAACAAAAGGAUUAUGGGAGUGAGAAGCAGCAGAACUCUGAACAUUCCACAUGCCAUACUAAAUCCCGUGGACCAGCAGGCCGGAAAGGUUACAAAACUGGCACGAAGCAUAACAAAGUACUGUGUGUAGAUUCUGAUGAAGAUGGACAAAUGGAUUUGAGAUCAUCAAGUUCUGUUUAUGUUGAAGAGAAUCAAGGUUCAUCAAAGAGACAAUCGUCAGACUAUGAAGCCAACAAUAAUGAUUGUGAAUCAGUGGUGGUUGUUUCACCCUCCUUUGUUAAAUAUGCGAAUAAGCAUUAUACGAGCUGUCACUUAAUUUUUUCUCAAAGGUGCAUCAGACUUGAGAUAUCCCCAGGCGAGGGAAACAAAGAUCCUAGCCUUGAAUGGCCGACAUGUGAUAUUAUGAAAAUUGAGCAUCAGCAAUGUAAAAGUGCUAAAGCCGAAUUUGUCAAUCUACUCUUAAAAUCCAAAUACAUAGUCAUUGCUGAUACUGGGAAUCAGAACUCAGGCAGUGUACAGCUUGAGUUUGUUGUUCAUGAUAGUUCUGAGUGGCCUGGGAAACUAGCGGGCAUAAAAUCAUUGGGUCUGAAAUAUGAAGCUGCUUGGGAAACUAUCAUAAAUGAAUGCAAUUUUGAUGAGUCCUUUGAAGGCGUAGUCUAUCCAGAUGGGGAUCCUGAUGCUGUCUUCAUAACUAGAGAGGACAUCGAGCUAUUACAGCCAAAGACUUUCAUCAAUGAUACUAUUAUUGACUUCUAUAUCAAGUAUCUCGUAAAUAAUUCUAACAAGGAGAAGCAGCGUAGGUUCCAUUUCUUCAAUACAUUUUUCUUUCAGAAGCUUCUGGAUAUGGAUCGGGAUCUAUCUCGAGAUUGUGAAAAUAACGAUGCUUUUCAACGCGUUCGUAAAUGGACGAGGAAUAUAAAUAUUUUUGAAAAAGACUACAUAUUUAUUCCUGUAAACUUCAGCCUGCACUGGAGUCUGAUUGUUAUCUGCUAUCCUGGGGAAGUUGCUAACUUAAGAGGCAUGAUGAUUCUUUGCACAAAUGUUAUGCCUUUUUGUUUAUUUAGUUUUUUGUUUCCCCUCAUAUUUGGAUAUCCUUGUGCAGACAAAGAUCUGGAUAGCAUAACUAAGGUGCCAUGCAUUUUGCAUAUGGACUCACUAAGAGGAAGCCAUGGAGGGCUCGAGAAUCUUAUUAAGAGUUACUUGUGGGAAGAAUGGAAAGAGAGGGGCUACAAACAAGAAAAUGACAUUUCACAAACUUUCUUGAAUUUGGAUUUUAUCGAGCUUCAGCUUCCACAGCAAGAAAACUUGUUUGACUGCGGGCUCUUCUUGCUUCAUUAUGCAGAACUUUUUUUGGAGUUGAAUAUCGAUUCAACUAAAUACGCCAACUCUCUCAAUCAUGACUGGUUCCUUGCUGCUGAGGUUUCUCUUAAAAAACGGCACCAUAUUAAAAAACUGAUCCACGGGAUAGCUAAAGACAGAAAAAAUCGUAAUGAACAAUUUCAAAGUGGUGGUAGAAAUCAAGGGGACAGUAACUCCAGUGAUGAAUUUGAGAUUAAAGAGCAACAAUCAUUCUCAGCCAAGUUCAAAAAUAACAGAUCAGUAAAUAAGGAUAAGCAUGAUAAGCUGCUGCCGCCAAUUAAUCUUUUCCGCAAAAUGACUUUGCCGAUGGAGGACACAAUCGGGAAUCACAAGGCCUCUCUCCCAGCAGGGGACCACACAUCAAACAGAUACAAAACCGGAGGAGAUUAUAAUUACAUAUCGGGAAAAAUGGAGGUCUCAGGAGAAACAUCUUCCAGUGGGACUCGGAUUAUAAUCGACAUGCAAAACGAGGGUGAUUGUGUUUCUGAAGUUGCAUCUUCCUUUGGAAGGCAGGGAAAGCGGCAUGGUAGCCUCUCAAUUUCGUCUGAUGAUCUUGAGACCUGUGUUGUUGAUGAUUCUGAAGAGGAAAGCGAGACGGAGAACACUAGAAGGGCCAGAAAACCCUCUUUACUGAUACAGUAA
Molecule: messenger RNA, 2238 nt
Organism: Striga hermonthica
Lineage: Eukaryota; Viridiplantae; Streptophyta; Magnoliopsida; Lamiales; Orobanchaceae
Source: the annotation of a GenBank genome assembly